GUUAUAAUAUAUUGAUUUAGAAGAACUUGGGAUAUAUAUAGAAGUAAUAUCCUGCUUGUGUAGGCAGCCUAAUCGCGAAGAGUUGAGAUGCGCUCGCGCCGCGUCGCUCUGCGGCAGCGGGCACGUGCAGUCGUCACGCACCACAGGCACCAAGAUAUUCACUUAGUUUGUCUCCAGACAUCGCGCCACGAGCACGCGUGGAGGACCGCCAUUUAGCGCGACCAGUGAUUAUGAUAAAUUAUCUAGUGAUGUUCGCGAUCCACGCAUAGUGUUGUUCAGUUCGAACUAUAGCUGUACCAAGGCGAUCGAUUCGGCCAGCGUAUGCAGUGCGGAUGUGCCAGCGGUGAGGGCUGAGGGCUGAAGGCAUGGCAGUCGCGGCCGGGACGGCUUGAUGGCAACCGCGGUGCGCGCGCUGUUGCUCUCGGCGGCGCUGGCGGCCCUGGCGGAGGCCGGCGCCGCCCGCUUCGGCGACCGACUAGCGCCGCGCGUCCCGGCGGCCUACGCGCCUCGCCAUGCGCCAUCGGCACGUCACUACGCCGACGACGACUACGAGGACUACGUUCAAGACUACGACAGCCAUCACCGAUCCGAAGAGGAAGAAGAGAAGCCGCCCGAGCCGGCGCCGCCACCGCGCCGGCCCGUGCGCACAGAAGCACAUCGUCUCGAAAUGAGCACCGAGUACUUCGUUAUUCCUGAACGCACCUCCUCAAAGCCGCCAGCGACGUCGUCACGUCCCGUUAUCAUUUCUAAAACAUCCAUUUCUAAAGUGCCCAGAAAUAAUACUAUACAGACGAUACCAAAAAUAGCUUCCGUAGGUCCAUUACGAUCAGAGGCUUGGGCUGUGCCGAUACUGGCGAUCGCGUGUGUUAGCAUGUUAACUCUUGGUGGAUUUGAAGUUUUUAUAGUUUGGGGUGCCAGCCGAAAGGCACCGAAUCAACGUCAUUUGCUGCUGGGUCAAACAUUACUGUGUGGACUGUUCUUCAGUGCCGCGACCGCGGCGCUCUACACUGCGACUCCGAACGCUUUCACGUGUGGUGCGGUUCGCUUCGGCACAGGUGUCGCUUACGUUAUCGUUUUUGCGUCGCUACUAGUUAAAUGCGUUUUCUUGUUAAGUUUAAAUGGCGGCGUAUACCUUCCUGCGGCGUAUCAAGGACUGCUUCUGUUUUUCGCUGUGAUGAUACAAGUCGCGAUAGGCGCGCAGUGGCUCGGCAGCUCUCCGCCUCGGGUCGCUGCCGGCGGUGCGCGCUGCGACUCCGCGCUCUCGGACCUCCUGUUAUCGUUAUGUUACUCCGCCUUUUUGAUCGCGGUGGUGUGCGGCGUCGCCUUACGAUCACGUGGCAUCCGCGAUAACUACCGGGAGGCGACGCACAUCGCUGGAGCCAGCGGUGCGACAGCUGCGGUGUGGGUGUGCUGGGUGGCGGCGGCGCUCGGCGCACCGGAGCCGCACCGUGACGUGUGCGUGGCCGCCGGUUUGCUCGCCACCUGCGUCGUCGUGUUCGCAUUGAUGUUCGCUCCCAAAGGACGAAGGUUGGCGGCGCUAGGCCGAGAGGGCCGGUGGGACGCAGACCGGGAGGAGGGACUUAGCUCGCUGGGCGCUGGUGGUUCCGGCUACUCGCCUUCCUUUUUCCACUUUAAGCCCGUGAAGUAUGGCAUGGUGUCGGCCGGGGCACCCGCGCCGUCGCAGCCUGGGAUGCUCGACCGCAAGGAGCCCCCAGCUCAGCAAGCCGAUCCAUACGGCGCCAUGUUCGCGAGCUCGCACCUGCACGCACGCCCCUUGUGCUCUCCGCCGCACUACCCCCCGCACCCUCUUAUGCACUACCAAUAUAAUUAUCCACCUUAUAAUUAUCUACUUCCACCAGGCGUGAUGAUGCGACCGGAGGAGGGCAACGUGUACACGAGCGUCGAGCCCACCUUCAGCAGCAACCCCAACGUCUUCUUCCAGCGCUCGGAGCCGCUGCACGUCGGCAUGAUGUACUGAGCCACUGACAAACCAACGUUCCACAAGAGAACACUGAGAUUUGACAGCCCGACUGCUAACCCAGUCGAAAAAACCCCUCCAUGCCAAAAUCAUUUCUAAUCUCAAUGUUAACCGUUAAGAAGUAUGCCACUGGCAUCGAUCAUAACAACAAAAGCAUUCUUUAUAAAUUCUUGAUUGUCUACGAUUGUAUAUGUUAAUAGCACGAGGAAGCCAACCAAGAUUAUUAUCAAAGAAAUGUUGGCAAAGUACCAAGCGAACGUAUUUGCAGUGAAAAUGUGUUACAAGGAACAUUGCCUUGCUGUGGAUUGUAAAUAGAGUUGUAUUUAAGCAAUAGCAAGUCAAGAAAACUUUAAAAAUGA
Papilio xuthus (Asian swallowtail) is the source of this 2337-nucleotide messenger RNA. Its product is annotated as metabotropic glutamate receptor 6. Gene Ontology annotation, cellular component: membrane. The transcript is spliced from 4 exons. The coding region runs from base 392 to 1978 and encodes 528 amino acids. The record is from RefSeq and is a predicted model, not a curated record. NCBI's taxonomy places the organism in Eukaryota, Metazoa, Arthropoda, Insecta, Lepidoptera, Papilionidae. Gene Ontology annotation, biological process: G protein-coupled receptor signaling pathway. Gene Ontology annotation, molecular function: G protein-coupled receptor activity.